AUGAGAUCACAAGAAGAAGAGGCUGGAGAAAAAGGGAGGAGAAGGAAAGAAAACAUUCAAACUGAAGUUGAUGAUGAUGUUCUUAUCACACAAAUAAUGAAUAAGAUCCUUAGUAAUGUUACCAAGACUCAGAAACAAACAGAUGAUGUCGAGGAAGAAACAGAAAAUAUUGAGGAAUCUACUGUUAAAAGGACUCUUGCCACAAAUAACAAGAAGAAGAAUAAAGAAAAGAUUGAACAUGUUAAAGAAACUAUGAUAACUACCAAGAAAUCUGGAGCAAAAAGGAAAAAGGUUGAAAGUAAUCAUGCUAAGAAGAAUACUCUCAAGAGAAAACCGGUGACAGCUAGUGACUCUGAGUAUGAUGUUGAAGCAAAUGUCCUAGACAUCGUGUCCUCAACAAGGAAAAAGAUUGGUGGAAGGAAAAUUCAUGUUAAUGUUCAUGAUGCUCCACUGAACAAUGUGUCCUUUCAUACUGAAGGAAAUGUUAAAAAAAUGGAAUAUAUUUGUCAGAUAAGGGUUGCCCUUGAAAGAGAGAUAAGUAAGAAUGCUCUUGGAGGUCAUGAAGUUCUAAAAUUACUCAAGGAAUAUGGUUUAAUGAAAAUAGUGUCAGAUAUUGGACCAUGCUAUGAAAAGCUGAUUAUGGAAUUCAUUGUCAAUAUCUCUCUUGAGUGUAAUGAGGAAGGAAAUGAGGAAUUCAAGAAAGUGUAUGUUCGGGGUGUUGUGUGA
Vicia faba (fava bean) is the source of this 726-nucleotide messenger RNA. The record is from the annotation of a GenBank genome assembly. NCBI's taxonomy places the organism in Eukaryota, Viridiplantae, Streptophyta, Magnoliopsida, Fabales, Fabaceae.